Molecule: messenger RNA, 1096 nt
Organism: Drosophila navojoa
Lineage: Eukaryota; Metazoa; Arthropoda; Insecta; Diptera; Drosophilidae
Gene: Cbp80
Product: Nuclear cap-binding protein subunit 1
Biological process (GO): mRNA export from nucleus; nuclear-transcribed mRNA catabolic process, nonsense-mediated decay
Cellular component (GO): nuclear cap binding complex; nucleus
Molecular function (GO): protein binding; mRNA binding; RNA cap binding
Source: RefSeq, a predicted model, not a curated record
AUGACCUCGCCCAGCAUGAGACUUGUGGAGCAGCCAGCCCACAUCACUGCUCUAGAGAUUCUGGGCGAGAUAUGCCUGCUCGCUUCGCUGAAGUUCAAUUUUGCAUUCAAAAAUGAUUUCCGUUUCGUUUCGUUACGAUAUGCAGCCAAUCUGCCCGGCAUUACGGUCGCCCUGCAGCUGGUCAGCGCCAUCCGGCAGAAGUGCACACCCGAGGAGGUUGUCAACAUACUGAAGGAGAUACCCAACACCGGCUACAGCGGCGAGGAGAUGUCCGACGGCAGCUUCAAUGCACUCAAAAUCGAUGUCUUUGUGCAGACGCUGCUCAAUUUGGGCUCCAAGUCGUUCUCCCAUAGCUUUGCGGCCAUAUCGAAAUUUCAUUCGGUAUUCCGUGCACUGGCCGAAACGGAGGAGGCCCAGAUCUGUAUACUGCAUAACAUAUUUGAGCUCUGGUCCUCGCACCAGCAGAUGAUGGUGGUGCUGAUCGAUAAGCUGCUCAAGCUGCAAAUAGUCGACUGCUCGGCGGUGGCCACAUGGAUAUUCUCCAAGGAAAUGACCGGCGAAUUCACAAAAAUGUAUCUCUGGGAAAUACUGCAUCUGACCAUCAAGAAGAUGAACAAGCACGUCAUCAAGCUGAAUACUGAGCUAAGUGAAGCCAAGGAAAAGCUCUCCAAGGCGGACUCAUCGUCCAGCGAUACGGAUGAGGAUACGCCGCACAAACGCAAGAAACCCAUCACGCAUGCCGAUAAGCCAUCCGAGGAGGUCGUCGAGCGCAUGGAGGAGAAACUGGAGGCUGCCAAUGUGAAUCAGAAACGUUUGUUCCUGAUCGUCUUUCAGCGCUUCAUCAUGAUACUAUCCGAGCAUCUGUUGCGCUCCGAUACAGAUGGACGCGAUCCGGACACGGAUUGGUAUCGGUGGACCAUCGGUCGCCUGCAGCAGGUCUUCCUUAUGCAUCACGAGCAAGUGCAGAAAUAUAGCAGCACGCUGGAGACGCUUCUCUUCACAUCCGAUCUGGACUCCCACAUAUUGGAGGUGUUCCAGCAGUUUGUCGCACUGCGCGCCUAACAGACUUCAAUGACAAGAACAACAAAAUCAACUA